Messenger RNA from Cannabis sativa, 609 nucleotides. RefSeq names its product NDR1/HIN1-like protein 10. NCBI's taxonomy places the organism in Eukaryota, Viridiplantae, Streptophyta, Magnoliopsida, Rosales, Cannabaceae. Gene Ontology annotation, biological process: defense response to other organism. The transcript has a single exon. The coding region runs from base 1 to 609 and encodes 202 amino acids. The record is from RefSeq and is a predicted model, not a curated record.
AUGGCUCUGCAAAUAAAAUUCUUAUUCUUUCGGCUCUCUGAAUUUUUCUACAACACACUUACUUCUCUACUAUGUAUUAUCCUCAUAGUUGGCUUUGUCCUAUGGCUAAAUACCCCCAAACUGGAAGUUUACAUAAACGACGCUUUCCUCACCAACUUAUCUCUCAAAAACAACACAAACGACACCUUUUUCAUCUCAUACGACAUGUCACUCAACAUUGCAGUUACAAACCCCAACGCCUUUGUGGACAUUUAUUGCGACGACAUUGAAGCCACGGCCUUUGUUCAGGGCCAAUAUCAGUUGACCAAAGUGGUCUUAACGCCGUUCUACCUAAAACACAAAACGACAACCACCUUGGGUGUAGUUUUUCAAGGGAGCCACAUGUUGUCGUUUGGCUCCAAUUGUGAGAACUUCCUUUGUCGUUUCGGUGAUGAGAUGAGAGAUGGGACUUACAAUAUUGUUGUAGGGUUUUCUGUUUUUGUACGGACAAAGCUUGGUAAGUUGAGGAUUAACGUUCCUUACAGUCAACCGUACAUCUAUUGUGAUUUACGAGUUCCUUUAAACUCCAUGGAUGGAAAAGGUAUGAGAGAAAAUGCAGAGAAAAGAUGA